Messenger RNA from Strongylocentrotus purpuratus (purple sea urchin), 447 nucleotides. RefSeq names its product receptor-type tyrosine-protein phosphatase S-like. Gene Ontology annotation, molecular function: cell-cell adhesion mediator activity. Gene Ontology annotation, biological process: dendrite self-avoidance; homophilic cell-cell adhesion; axon guidance. The record is from RefSeq and is a predicted model, not a curated record. The transcript is spliced from 3 exons. Bases 1 to 447 code for a protein of 148 amino acids. NCBI's taxonomy places the organism in Eukaryota, Metazoa, Echinodermata, Echinoidea, Camarodonta, Strongylocentrotidae. Gene Ontology annotation, cellular component: axon; plasma membrane.
AUGUGCUCCCUAGGCUGGGACCAGGUGAGAGGAUGCUGCUGGUGCUACCAGGGGGGCAUCGUAGGAGAACAUGGCCUGAUCGAGGUGUCUGACUCUGCUGUAGGGGUGUCCAUGGAUGCACCACCGGUCAUCACACUUGGUCUGACAGACGAGGGCGGUAUAGAUGAAGGUGCAGCAACGUUCUUCUGCAAGGCGACAGGCGACCCCGCCCCAACGUUCGAAUGGUACAGGAACAAGAAGAAGGUGCGCGGUCUGCGUUACCAGAUCGUCGAAACUGAAGGAGGGUCAGUGCUGAGGAUAACGCCCCUUCGGCUUGACCGAGACAAUGACCAGUCGGUGGUAUGUGAGGCAAGCAACGACGAUGGGACAGCCACGACACAGGCCAGGCUUACUGUCACUCAAGUUCUUUACAUUUCACUACCCAUUUUCAUCGUGAUCCCAACCUGA